Messenger RNA from Pseudocercospora fijiensis CIRAD86, 285 nucleotides. RefSeq lists its product as uncharacterized. The record is from RefSeq and is a predicted model, not a curated record. The transcript is spliced from 2 exons. Lineage: Eukaryota; Fungi; Ascomycota; Dothideomycetes; Mycosphaerellales; Mycosphaerellaceae. The coding region runs from base 1 to 285 and encodes 94 amino acids.
AUGGAGAAUUUUCGUCGUGACUGUUUAAACAAUUGGAGUUCAAUCGUGGACGUGGCCGUCUGCAAGCAAUAUACAUUAACUUCGUCCCAAGACACAAUCUCGAAAACUGGAACAGCGCGACUGAUGAUCGAACAAUCUCUGUUCAAGUCCGAAGCUCUGUCUCUGCGCAACACGAUACAACUGAGAGGUGAAGGAGACACCAGAGAUGGCACACAGAGCACAGCCGUAUCAGCCCCGACUGCUGUACUCACGGCUAAUAAUCUGGAGCUGCGUUAUGGAGCAUGA